Acanthaster planci (crown-of-thorns starfish) is the source of this 1949-nucleotide messenger RNA. RefSeq names its product lectin BRA-3-like. The record is from RefSeq and is a predicted model, not a curated record. Lineage: Eukaryota; Metazoa; Echinodermata; Asteroidea; Valvatida; Acanthasteridae.
CUGUCGAUAUCACACGGUGAACGAUGAAGAUUGUACUGGUAACCGCGUCGUUGCUGCUGCUGGUAAGCACGGUGCUAGCAUGGGGCGAGACGGGCCCGAAGUGUCCGAGAAACUGGUUUAUGUAUAACAACACCAAGUGCUUGAUGCUCUUCACAAGACCAGAGCGUUGGCUGGAAGCGAGGAAACAGUGUGGCUUCCAAAACCCCGGUGGCGACUUGGUCAUUAUCGAGUCCGAGGAAAAGAAAGCCUUUGUACACUCCAUGGUGCACUAUAAGCCGCCCUUGUUCAGCUGCGGCUUGUUAAGCAAGAACCCCUACUGGAUAGGCUUGAACGACCGGAACCAUGAGUUCGUCUUCGAGUGGAACGACACCGGGGAAAGCGGGAAUUACCGCAACUGGGCAUUCCUGGAGCCCAACAACCAGUUUGGUGAAGACUGCGUCGAAAUGGACUACGACAAGGGCAAAUGGAACGACGAAGACUGCAACACGAAGCGCUGUUUCGUGUGUGAGGUGCAAGUUAGCUAGAUCUGGAUCUUUUUGGCUGUGGCGUCAAUGAGAUCUCUGACACAUCAGGCCUACCCUUAAAUACAUCUGUUUCCAAGCGUGGGAUCUUUAUUUUCUGAUCAAAAUUUAACAUGCUCAAAAUCUCCAUGUAACUGAAGUCAUACUACUUAUUGAUAUUUGUUUGUUUUUAAAUAAUCUUAGGUAACUUUUCUUCGAUCGAGAGUGACAUCAACCAACGAUGAUUACUUGAAACUGGAUAUCAUGAUCACUUAUGGUUCUGUUAAUUCCUGUUUCAUAAUUUUCCUCUUCACUUCCUGUUGAAACGACCGAUUUAACAUACGCAAAGUGUAUCUUCUCGAAUAAAACUCCUCAUCCGUUUUUUUCCGACAAUAGGAUUCUUGCAGUCAUCCCAUUUUUUCCCCAAAACGUAGGCUUGAAGACAUAGUCAUAAUUAGAAUAAAGUCAUUGAAUUCAGCAGCGACUAGACUCGUGUGCACGUUUAUUUCCUCUUAGAGGUAAGUGACAGCGAGGGUGUAGACACAAGGGAGGUAGGAAGCGUUUUGUUUUUCUUUUGCCUUAUACCAAGAACUGGUCAGGUGUUGUAGUCGUGUACUUUUCGAGUACCAAUUUCACUGUCAAUGUUGAACCAGUUCGGGGGGAAGCAAAGCUUAGGAACAUGAACAUUAGACAGACUGAAAGGUUUAAGAUUGCAAAAAGAAAAGUACGACUUGAGAUCAUCCUUGUAUAAUAACCAUUAAGGUUUUAAACCAACGCCAAACAUGUUGUUGGGCCCCCUCGGCGGUGGUUGGUGCCGUAUGCGUCAACCCAGCGGGAAGGUCUGCUUGCUCUUGCGGUCUUUGAGUCAGAUCAAGUACGGUACUUCUUGACGCAGCCGGCCAAGGUCUGUGCGUGCAAAUGCAAAUGUAUGCCCCGUCUACAUUUAGCUCCCCGUCCAAGGAAAUUGUAACCGGAUCGGCAUCGGGCACCUAGCAGUUACGCCUGAUCCCAAGUUACAUUCAAGUUACAUAAGUGUUACAAGAACUUGUAACACGUCUCGUUGUUCUCGUUCCAAUUUGUAGCGCCUGUGCAUGGGACACUGACCGUGGCAAGAUAAAAGGUGCCAACAACGAUCACCAGCACUCCACAUAGGCCUAGUCCUCGCUGUGUCCUAACUCCUGGAAAAUGCGGCAUUUAAAUUAAUGUCUCACACGCAUUCAUUUAAAUAACAUGAACAUCUCACCUGAUUUCUGCUUCAACACAUAAAACUAUUAUGCUAGCCAUGGCCCAAACUAGUUUAGGAUCGCUUCAAAAAUAUGUUUGCAUUUUUAUUUUUAAGACCUAAAUCGGAGCACAAUUGUUCGAUCAAUACACCACUCAAAAUUCCUCCUAAUUGUUUUGUAUAUCACUACCAGUGAGAGAAAUUAAGUUAUCUGGGACAUACUUACU